AUGGCCUUAAAUCCAACUUUAAUCCAAGGAAAUGAAUAUUUGUUUCCUGCUAAUAAAGGAUCAGAAUUUACUUAUUUAAGAAGAAAUGAUGUUAAAUUAAAAUUAUAUUUACCAGAUAGAACAAUAAAAGAAGAUGGUAUGAUAUUUUUAACAAGUACACGUUUAGUGUUUGUUAAAAGCGAGCAAAGUAAAACUAAUUCUAACUUUGCAGGAGUAGAGUUACCAUUAAACUUAAUUGAAAAACCUAAAUUUGAACAACCAGUUUUUGGUUUAAAUUAUCUUUCAGGAAUGAUAAAGCCAUUAAUUGAUCACCCAAAUAGUUUAAAAAGCAUUUGCAAAUGGAACAUUACUUUUUUAAAUGGCCAAUGUAGUAGUUUUCUUAAUUAUUUUUUUAAAGUAUAUGAAGAAUCAAAAAAAAACAAACCACUGGGAACUUUAAGUGAAUUUAAUGAGCAAUUCUUUUCAAAUAGUAAUGCCUAUGUUGAUCCUAAUGACCCAACCUUUCUUUAUAUAAAUGAGCCACUACCAGAAAAUCUUUACAAACCUCAAAAUUUAUCGCAAAAUCAUUAUAUUCCAAUUAAUAAUGGAAAUAAUAAUCCAGUCAUACAACAAUUAAGUAACCAAAAUGAAGAUAUUCCAGUUUAUAAAAGACCUUAUAUACCGCAAAAUAAUCAAUUGAAUAAUAUGAUUCCAUAUAAUCAACAACAUUAUAUAACUAGUUGUGACCCAACGGAUAAUAGAUCCCCAUAUAAUCAACAAACUUAUUUACCCAAUAAUUAUAAUCAUCCAAAUAAUAUGCAUAUUUUUAGUCAGCAAAAUACAAAUAUGCCUAAUUAUGAUCAUCAAAAUAAUAAUUUAACUCAUUAUAAUCAACAAGAAAAUAGAAUGAUCUAUAAUCCUCAGGAUAAUAUUCCCCUCUAUAAUCAACAAAAUGGUUUAAUGAAUUAUGAUCAUAUGAAUAAUAGAAAUAUGCAAAAUCAACAGAAUAAUAUACACAAUGCAGCUUACAAUCAACAAAAUAAUAGAACUCAAUUUAAUCAAAGGAUAAACCAUCUUCAUAAUCAGCCAAAUAAUCAACAGUAUAACCCUGCUUAUAAUCAACAAUUUAACAAUGCAUAUAACCAACCUUGUAACAUACCACCAUAUAAUCAACCAUACAAUCAACAAUUAAAUGGAUAA
Molecule: messenger RNA, 1179 nt
Organism: Plasmodium relictum
Lineage: Eukaryota; Apicomplexa; Aconoidasida; Haemosporida; Plasmodiidae
Product: conserved Plasmodium protein, unknown function
Exons: 3
Coding region: 1-1179 (392 amino acids)
Biological process (GO): positive regulation of DNA-templated transcription
Cellular component (GO): nucleus
Molecular function (GO): transcription coactivator activity; chromatin DNA binding
Source: RefSeq, a predicted model, not a curated record